Messenger RNA from Alligator sinensis (Chinese alligator), 3119 nucleotides. RefSeq names its product potassium channel tetramerization domain containing 3 (gene KCTD3). The transcript has 17 exons. Gene Ontology annotation, molecular function: protein binding. NCBI's taxonomy places the organism in Eukaryota, Metazoa, Chordata, Crocodylia, Alligatoridae. The annotation marks the transcript as partial. Gene Ontology annotation, biological process: protein homooligomerization. The record is from RefSeq and is a predicted model, not a curated record.
UGCGUGACUUCUGAUUUUUGUCUUUAUAGGUUCAGCACUUCAAGACAAACACUAACGUGGAUUCCAGACUCCUUUUUUUCCAGUUUGCUGAGUGGAAGAAUUUCAACGCUUAAAGAUGAAACUGGUGCUAUAUUUAUUGAUAGAGAUCCAGCAGCAUUUGCACCCAUUUUAAAUUUUCUUCGUACAAAGGAGCUAGACUUGCGGGGAGUAAGUAUUAAUGUUCUCAGACAUGAAGCUGAAUUUUAUGGAAUCACUCCUUUAGUAAGAAGAUUGCUCUUAUGUGAAGAGCUAGAACGUUCAUCAUGUGGCAGUGUCCUUUUUCAUGGCUACCUACCUCCUCCUGGCAUACCCUCUCGUAAAAUAAACAAUGCUGCUGGGCCAGCUACUGAUGUCAGAACAGAACAAAAUGGCUCUGAAGCUGAAGGCCGAGGGGGUAGUGUCCAACCCACACUUGUUGGUACUAGAGAAGGUACAGUCAGGCUAGGAUUUCCUGUGGAUCCACGGAAGGUUUUAAUAGUAGCUGGCCACCAUAACUGGAUUGUGGCUGCCUAUGCCCAUUUUGCAGUUUGCUAUAGAAUCAAAGAGUCCUCAGGCUGGCAACAGGUUUUCACAAGUCCAUACCUGGAUUGGACUAUAGAACGAGUAGCGCUGAAUGCGAAAGUGGUUGGUGGUCCUCAUGGGGACAAAGAUAAGAUGGUUGCCGUUGCCUCAGAAAGUAGCAUUAUCUUGUGGAGCAUUCAGGAUGGUGGUAGUGGUAGUGAAAUUGGAGUAUUCAGUCUUGGAGUCCCAGUGGAUGCUCUCUUCUUCAUUGGCAACCAGUUGGUGGCUACCAGUCAUACAGGGAAGGUGGGAGUAUGGAAUGCAGUGACUCAACAUUGGCAGGUUCAGGAUGUUGUUCCUAUCACAAGCUAUGAUACUGCUGGAUCUUUCUUGCUGUUGGGUUGUAACAAUGGCUCUAUCUAUUACAUAGACAUGCAGAAGUUUCCCUUGCGAAUGAAGGAUAAUGAUCUGCUGGUGACAGAACUUUACCAUGAUCCCUCCAAUGAUGCUAUUACAGCGCUCAGUGUCUACCUCACACCCAAAACAAGUGUAAGUGGCAAUUGGAUUGAGAUUGCAUAUGGCACCAGCUCUGGAGCAGUGAGAGUGAUUGUACAGCACCCUGAAACAGUUGGGUCCGGCCCUCAGCUUUUUCAGACUUUCACAGUUCAUCGAAGUCCUGUUACAAAGAUCAUGCUCUCCGAGAAGCACCUUGUGUCAGUUUGCGCUGAUAACAACCAUGUUCGGACAUGGACUGUUACUCGUUUCAGAGGAAUGAUUUCGACACAGCCAGGUUCUACUCCCUUGGCUUCAUUCAAAAUCUUGUCACUGGAGGAAACAGAGAGCCAUGGCAGUUACUCUUCUGGAAAUGACAUAGGACCAUUUGGAGAGCGUGAUGAUCAACAGGUGUUCAUUCAGAAAGUUGUUCCCAUCACUAAUAAGCUUUUUGUGCGGUUAUCUUCUACAGGAAAAAGAAUCUGUGAGAUCCAGGCAGUAGACUGUACUACAAUUUCAUCAUUUACUGUAAGAGAAUGUGAAGGAUCCAGUAGGAUGGGCUCAAGGCCACGUCGCUACCUCUUCACAGGCCAUGCAAAUGGCAGCAUUCAGAUGUGGGAUCUGACCACAGCCAUGGACAUGGUUAAUAAAAGUGAAGACAAGGAUAUAGGGGGUCCAACAGAAGAAGAGCUGCUUAAGUUGCUUGAUCAGUGUGAUCUGAGCACGUCUCGCUGUGCCACUCCUAACAUCAGUCCAGCCACUUCAGUGGUUCAGCAAAACCGUCUGCGGGAAUCAAAUUCCAGUCUCCAGUUACAACAUCACGAAACCAUCCAUGAAACUGCUACAUAUGGCUCAGUGAGGCCAUAUAGAGAGAGUCCUUUGUUAGCCAGGGCAAGGCGGACUGAGAGUUUUCACAGCUACAGGGAUUUUCAGACUUUCAAUCUAAACAAAAGUAUGGUGGACAAAGCUGUCCCUGAGAAUGGCAAUCUGAGUCCACUACAAGCUGAACCGAAGAAGAUUGCAGGUGACAGCAAUGGAACUGAUAGAAAGGCAGCAGUACUUGAAGUAAGAGCUGCUAGAACAUCAGAUGGUGGAACAGAGGUUCAGAAAAUGCCUGAAAGCACUUUGGAAUUGAAGAAGAGAGGAACAGAUGAUGAAUGUGAAACCCGCUCAGAGAAUAAAAAGAAGAUUGGAUUUGAAGGAGGAGGGUUCCUGGGGAGAAAGAAGGUGCCUCUUUUGGCAUCUUCACCAAUCAUUGUGGAAGGAGGCCCUGAAUCACCUGGUACAGCAUCCCCAUCACCUACAAAGGCUACCACUUCUCCACGGCACAAGAAAAAUGACUCCUCCUGCCAAGACUAUAGCUUGUGAAAAUGCUGUUCAUGGUGCACGUUUGCUUGCAAGAAUUCAAAUGAAAGUUUAACACUAAACUGGAUGCUGUUUUUACACUACAAAUUUAACAGGUUUAAUUUUGGUGUCUUUAACUGAAAGAAUUAAAACUGGACUAAGGCUAAACUGAGAUUUAAUUUGUUUUUCUAAAACAACUACAUUGGUUUACAGUACAAACAACAAACACUUUUAGAAGUACUUUAAAUCUGUUUGGCUUUAUAUAACAAUAUGAAAAUGAAGUACAGUACUUGGUACAAAAUAUAGAUGUAAAAUCCUAUUUAAUGAAGUCCAGCAUGCACUACAGUGUUUGUCGUGGGGAGAGCUUUCUAGUGUGGGUAACUUUCUGAUUACUAUUACUUGACCUUUCCCCUUGCAAGCACCAGAAUAUUAAAUGCUUGUCACCUGCUUAAUAGUCUUAAAGCUAUGUAUUCACAUUGUUUGCAGUUGUGAGGCCGCCCACCUUGCUCAUUUUGACCUUUUAAAAAUUUGAUCUGAUAGAAAAUGAAUUGAUAGAAAGCUGCUGUUGCUGGAGUUUGCCUUGUUUGAAGCGCCACAAUUAUUUUUUCAGUAUUAAGAAAUUUGACAUAUUUUAACUUUAUAUGCUGUCUUGUUAAGCUUACAGAUGCUGUAAAAACAUAAUUUUGCAUAUAUUUGUUCUAAUAUUAAAGCGCAAAGGAAGUAAUUGGUGGUUGAGUAUUGGG